AUGCCUCCGUCUACAGAAAUCCAAUCCAAAGUCGAGGAAGAUGAGUUCCCCCUGGAAACAGUGGAGGAUGUCCCAGUCAACAAAAUUACCAGCUUCAAUGGCAAACUGCAGCAAUACCUGCAUAACGGGACCGCGGCGCAAGUAGCCCAAAGUGCCUCUCGGAAUACUAUAUCUCAACGCCGCGUAAACACCACCGAAGCCGAAUAUAAACCAAACAUUACUGAACGUCAAACAAAAGCCAUCAACCGCAGCCCAAGGCGCAAGAGAACAGUCCCACAGACAAUAGCGCCCGAGACCACAACCACCCACCUACGCACCACCCGCUCCCAGUCGAUCUCAACGACAACGUCUCCAUCUCCAAACAAACGCCAGCGCAGCAGAGGAACACCACAACUCUCACCCACACCCCCAAUCCCCGGCCCAUCAGCCACAGAAUCCCUCCUCCGCGACACAAUCCCCCCAAACCUAAUCCUCCUCCUUGUAGGCGUGAACCCCGGAAUAAUGACAGGGAUAACGGGGUACGCCUACGCACACCCAUCAAACCUAUUCUGGAAACUACUGUUUUCAUCAGGGAUAACUAGUAUGCGCCACAUACCAGCCGACACAUACAAGCUUCCUGCGCUGUACAGCGUUGGCAAUACGAACAUCAUUGAGCGACCUACGCGCGAUGCGAGCAUGCUCAGUCGCGCGGAGAUGGAUGCCGGUGUUCCUGUACUUGAGGCUAAAGUUGCAGCCCAGAGGCCUGAGGCUGUUUGUCUUGUUGGGAAGGGUAUUUGGGAGGCUGUUUGGAGGGUUAGACAUGGGAGGGGAAUUCGGAAGGAGGAGUUUCGGUAUGGAUGGCAGGCGGAGGAGGAGAAUAUGGGUCGUUGUGAUGAUUGGGCUGGGGCAGCGGUUUUCGUCGCUACGACGACUAGUGGGCUUGCGGCUGGGAUGACACUUGCGGAGAAGGAGGCUGUUUGGGCGGAAUUGGGGAGUUGGGUUGUUAGGAGGCGGGGGGAGAGGGGUUUAGAUUCUAUGGUUAAGGAAGAGGUUUGA
Messenger RNA from Penicillium hordei, 1035 nucleotides. RefSeq lists its product as uncharacterized. NCBI's taxonomy places the organism in Eukaryota, Fungi, Ascomycota, Eurotiomycetes, Eurotiales, Aspergillaceae. Bases 1 to 1035 code for a protein of 344 amino acids. The transcript has a single exon. Gene Ontology annotation, molecular function: mismatch base pair DNA N-glycosylase activity. The record is from RefSeq and is a predicted model, not a curated record. Gene Ontology annotation, biological process: base-excision repair, AP site formation.